AGUAAACACAACGAGAAAAUAAUUAGCGAAAAGUGUUAAGACAAAAGUAAAGUCGUUAAAGUAUAUAGAUUUAUAGCUAUAAGUUAUGAAUUUGUAGUGAAAAAAAUCAUCUGAAAAUUUGGCUGUGAUUGAAGUAAAAAGACGCCGGGUCAGUUUUUUCUAUUAUCAAACAUUUAUAUGUAUUAGCAAAGUAUAUGCGGCUUUUUUGGAGUGUGUGGGUGUUAAAUGUAUUAAAUUGUGUUGUUUAGAUUGCAUUAGUUUUAUAAAGCGUAAUAAUGGCGGUGGAGACGGCGGUGCCAUUAGCAAAAACCAGAUUUCUAACAUGGGAAAAACAAGAACAUUUAAUAAAAUUGGCAAUUUUGAUAAUAGCUGCAGUAUUGUCGUUCGCCACGCGUUUAUUUUCUGUUCUACGCUUUGAGAGCGUCAUCCAUGAAUUUGAUCCAUAUUUCAACUAUCGUACCACGCGCUUUUUGGCCGAAAAUGGCUUCUAUAAAUUCCACAAUUGGUUCGAUGAUCGCGCCUGGUAUCCCUUGGGACGUAUUAUUGGUGGCACCAUCUAUCCGGGAUUGAUGGUUACAUCGGCUGCCUUAUAUAGGAUAUUAUGGCUAUUGAAUAUUACCGUUGAUAUACGCAAUGUGUGUGUAUUUUUGGCUCCAUUCUUUUCAUCGCUCACCACGCUGGUCACUUAUGCUUUGACGAAAGAAAUACAUAGUACUGGUGCUGGUUUGGUAGCCGCCGCUUUGAUUUCCAUAGUUCCGGGUUAUAUUUCCCGUUCUGUGGCUGGUUCAUAUGACAAUGAAGGCAUUGCCAUAUUCUGCAUGCUUUUGACAUACUAUCUAUGGAUAAAGGCGGUUAAAACUGGAGCCAUAUUUUGGUCGGCCAUGUCAGCCUUGGCCUAUUUUUAUAUGGUUUCCUCAUGGGGUGGUUACGUUUUCUUAAUCAAUCUCAUACCUCUGCAUGUUUUGGCUCUAAUGUGUACUGGACGUUUUUCACAUCGGAUUUAUGUGGCCUACAGCACUUUGUAUUGUGUGGGCACGAUUUUGUCUAUGCAAAUAUCGUUUGUGGGUUUCCAACCCAUACAAAGUUCGGAACAUAUGCUGGCUUUGGGUGUUUUUGGUCUGUGUCAAAUUCAUGCCUUUGUGGACUAUUUACGUUCCUGGAUGACAAAAGAUCACUUUGAGACACUGUUUAAGGCUUUAAUAUCGACCAUCUUAACGGUGGUUUUUAUUGUGGGCACUUUAUUAACGGUCACCGGUAAAGUUUCGCCUUGGACGGGUCGUUUUUAUUCUCUGUUAGAUCCUUCUUAUGCAAAGAAUCAUAUACCCAUCAUUGCUUCCGUCUCUGAACAUCAACCCACAUCAUGGUCUUCAUUCUACUUCGAUUUACAGAUUCUUGUUUUUCUGUUUCCGGCCGGUUUAUACUUUUGCUUCUCCAAACUUUCCGAUUCCAAUAUUUUCAUAAUUUUAUACGGCGUCACCAGCAUUUAUUUUGCGGGUGUAAUGGUACGUCUAAUGUUGGUAUUGGCCCCAGUUAUGUGCAUUCUUUCCGGUAUAGCUGUCUCACAUUUAUUGGCGAAGUAUAUCAAGUCAGUAGAGGCGGCAUCUUCAUCAAAACCGGUAGAGAAUAGAAGGCAAUACAAAAAAUUGGAACAACAAAGUGGUGGUGUCAAGAAGGAGGUGGCUUUAACAUUUGUUGGCAUUGUUACUUUAAUGUUGAUUGUCUAUACAUUCCACUGUACUUGGGUUACUUCCGAGGCCUAUUCGUCGCCCAGUAUUGUAUUAAGUGCUCGCUCACAUGAUGGUGGUCGCAUAAUAUUUGAUGAUUUUCGUGAGGCCUACUAUUGGCUGCAAAUGAAUACCCCAGAGGAUGCUCGCAUUAUGUCUUGGUGGGAUUAUGGCUAUCAAAUAACAGCCAUGGCUAAUCGCACAAUUUUAGUUGACAACAAUACCUGGAAUAACACUCACAUUUCGAGAGUUGGUCAGGCCAUGGCCUCUUCCGAGGAGAAGGCUUAUGAAAUUAUGCGUGAAUUGGAUGUGGAUUAUGUGCUGGUAAUUUUUGGCGGUCUUACAGGUUACUCCUCGGACGAUAUCAAUAAGUUCUUAUGGAUGGUGCGUAUUGGUGGCAGUACUGAUCGUGGUGCUCAUAUUAAAGAAAAAGAUUAUUAUGCUGCCAAUGGUGAAUUUCGUGUUGACAAGGAGGGAUCGCCCACUUUACUCAAUUGCCUCAUGUAUAAAAUGUGUUACUAUCGCUUUGGACAAGUGUACACAGAGGGUGGCAAGCCUCCUGGUUAUGAUCGUGUGCGUGCGGCAGAAAUUGGCAACAAAGAUUUUGAGCUGGAUGUGUUGGAGGAAGCCUAUACAACAGAGCAUUGGCUAGUGCGCAUUUAUAAAGUUAAGGAUUUAAGCAAUAGAGGAGUUUAAUAUGCAAGUAAUUGCUCUUCACCCUAAAGCUUCCUCUCUCACACUCUAUCUCACUAGUUCGUAAUUUUCUUCUCUCUAUCUCUCUAAAAUAAUUAUAAUUUUUUUACAAAAAUUUCAUAAACUAUAAAGAAAUUGUUGAUCAAUAUUAUUAUUUUACAAGAAUUUAUUCUUUGGUUUUGAGAAAACAAAAAAAAUAUAAAAAAUUUGCCAGUAUUCCACAAAAAAAAAUCUCAAAUUCGUUACGGUUUGCAUCGAAUUAAAACACAAAGCAUCAAUGAAAGCUCUCUAUUAAUAAAUUAUGUAUCAUGUUCUUAAACUAAACACUUUUAAGUAUUAUAUUCUAUUUUAAAUGUAUGUGAACUAAAUGAUUAUUUAAAAUAAAAAUUCCUUACAAAUUGAAAAUUCCCUAAAAAAUGUGCUCAACUUAAACAUGACAGAAAGGCUUUUGCGUAAAAUGAAGGCUCUUUAACUACAUAAAAUAAAUAUUUUAUACAAGAAAAAUUUAAAACAAA
Calliphora vicina (urban bluebottle blowfly) is the source of this 2932-nucleotide messenger RNA. RefSeq names its product catalytic subunit 3A of the oligosaccharyltransferase complex (gene Stt3A). The transcript is spliced from 6 exons. Gene Ontology annotation, molecular function: dolichyl-diphosphooligosaccharide-protein glycotransferase activity. Gene Ontology annotation, biological process: post-translational protein modification. The coding region runs from base 276 to 2420 and encodes 714 amino acids. Lineage: Eukaryota; Metazoa; Arthropoda; Insecta; Diptera; Calliphoridae. Gene Ontology annotation, cellular component: membrane. The record is from RefSeq and is a predicted model, not a curated record.